Messenger RNA from Nothoprocta perdicaria, 1002 nucleotides. Its product is annotated as transmembrane protein 14C-like. The transcript is spliced from 4 exons. Gene Ontology annotation, cellular component: mitochondrial membrane. Gene Ontology annotation, biological process: regulation of heme biosynthetic process. The record is from RefSeq and is a predicted model, not a curated record. Lineage: Eukaryota; Metazoa; Chordata; Aves; Tinamiformes; Tinamidae. Bases 14 to 334 code for a protein of 106 amino acids.
UUGCUGCCCGCAGAUGGAGUACGACUGGCUCGGCUUCGGCUACGCGGCGCUCGUGGCCUCCGGCGGCGUCGUGGGCUACGCCAGAGCAGGCAGCGUCCCGUCUCUGGCUGCCGGCCUCCUCUUCGGCGGCCUCGCGGGGCUCGGCGCUUACCAGCAGUCCAAGGACCCGAGGAACGUGUGGCUUUCUCUGGUGGCGUCUGGAACUUUGGCUACAGUUAUGGGAAUGAGAUUUUACAACUCCAGAAAAGCAAUGCCCGGGCUAAUUGCUGGUGCCAGUUUAUUCAUGGUUGGACGGCUGGGAUUGCAGAUCAUGGAAAAGCCUCUUCAGCCAUAGGUCUGCUGCAAGUCACUUGAAGAUACGUGACUGAGAAGCCUGAAAAUGCAACUGCCUGAAUGCACUGCACAAAAGUGGAAAAGACACUGCUGCCUGUGCACUGUAUUUUUCAUAUCUUAAUGAUCCCCUGUAUUUUUAAAGGGCAGAAGCUGAGAGCCCUUACGUUGUUUAAAACAGUAUUGUCUCAAUCUCUGCUGUAUUAUGAACCAAGAAAAUAAGCAAAUAACGUUGUUUAGUUUCUGGUCCUGCAGCUCAAUGUAGGCAAAGACCUUUUAGCACUUGUGUGCAAACAGUUACAGGACUGAAUCUUUAAGUAUGCAWUUGGAUUUGUCAUUCUGAAAUCUGUUAUAAAGAAGUUGCCAAUUUGUCAUUAAUGUUUACUGUUAAGAAAUGUGCUCAUUCUGUUACCCAUUGUCCCACCAUUUAGCUGCCAAUUUUUUUCUUUCAUMAAGUUUGAGUUCUCUCAGCCAAGGACUUUGUUUCAGCGCUGCAACACACCCGUGGAGCAGAGUGUCAAGGUAACGCAAGGMAUGUAAACCUGCUGCUUACAAUCAUGAGCAAAAGUGCCCAAUUAAAUGUUGUUCAUUCGACUUUUACAGACUGUUGCUUGUAAGAGAAAUUGAAAUAUGCUUCCUCGGGUAACACUGAAGUGCAGGCAUAGCUUUUGU